This is a messenger RNA of Lactuca saligna, 735 nucleotides long. The record is from the annotation of a GenBank genome assembly. NCBI's taxonomy places the organism in Eukaryota, Viridiplantae, Streptophyta, Magnoliopsida, Asterales, Asteraceae.
AUGCAAAUGCAGGUAAUGAUUGUACCAACUCCAUCUCAACCUGAGAUGUCUGGAAGGGUUGAAGCUGAAGUUGAUCCUCAAAUGCAUAUUGGUGUUGUUGAUAUUCUAGAUGAUGAAGCUAUAACUGAUCAACCCAUUCUAUACACUGGUGACGAAUCAGAGACUGAUGACAAUGAAGGGUUUCUUGAUGUUGGUUUCAUGCAACAACUUGUUGUUCCUAUUGUUCCCUUAAAUGUUGUCUACCUUGGUUCUUACUCUGAGGGGGCGAUUCCUCAAGAGGUUCCCCAAGGAACUGAUAGUGACAUUGACUCUGAAAAUGAUCAGCUUAAUCCUCGAAAAAGAAAGGCUUCCUUCUCAGGGGGAUCUAAUGUCACUGAAGCUGGAAGCUCUUCUUCUGUUGAUGCUGGUGACGAGAGUGCUAAUAUUGGUUACACAGAGUGGAGGCAAAUUCAAGAAAUUAUCGACUUACACAACGGUAUUCAUGCUCAUGAAUUGAAGUUGGCAAUUUCAAAGCUACUGAACAAAGUCAAGAAGUUGCACCUUGUGCUAUCAGCUGGUCCAUCUACACCAUCAUCCUCAGGAAGGACAUACGCUCCAAGAGAGUCCUAUAAUACCAAGUUUCUUCUUCCUUAUGUAACUUGGUAUAUCAACAAUGAAUUACCAGGGGAUGUUGAACCUGUCCGAUACAUGCUCAUUCCAGAACCAGAGCAUGGGAUAUUAUAUCAUGACAGUUAG